This is a messenger RNA of Aphis gossypii (cotton aphid), 1158 nucleotides long. RefSeq names its product clavesin-2-like. Gene Ontology annotation, cellular component: membrane. The record is from RefSeq and is a predicted model, not a curated record. Bases 122 to 952 code for a protein of 276 amino acids. The transcript has 7 exons. NCBI's taxonomy places the organism in Eukaryota, Metazoa, Arthropoda, Insecta, Hemiptera, Aphididae. Gene Ontology annotation, molecular function: phosphatidylinositol bisphosphate binding.
CUAAUUGAAGAUCAGUUCAUAAUAUUGUAUAUUUCUCACUUUUACAUGUUUUUCGCUAUACUGAGUAAUUUUAUGAAAAAUUAUACUAUUGUGAAAUAUAUUUACUUUUAUUAAAUACAAUAUGUCAGAAAGCUUAAUUAAUUUAUCCGAAUUGAAAUUUAAAUUAAAACAAGAACUCGACGAGCCGUCUAAUCCACAGUUAGCUAUUGAUGAAUUACGUACAUUAAUUAAAGGUGAUAUAUUAUUGAAAUCAAGAAUGGAUGAUGCAUUUAUGCUUAAAUUUUUAAGAGCUAGAAAAUUUAAAGUAAAUAAAGCAUUUAAAUUGAUACAAAAUUAUUUUGAGGCAAAAGAAAAAAAUCCGAAACUAUUUGAUUUGACUAUUCCAUCCAAUUACAUAUUUUUUUUGGAAUGCGGAGCAGUUUUCAUGUUACCUCACAGGGAUCAGCAUGGUCGAGAAAUAUAUGUUUUUAGAAUGGAAAAAGUUGUAUCUGGAAUGAGCAUUGAAGAUGUUUUCAAGAUAAACUUGAUGAUUUUGGAAGUCAUAUCGGAACAUCCAGACACUCAACUUGCUGGUAUAGUCGCAAUUGCUGAUUUUACAGGUUUUAAGUGGCUAAAACAUUAUCAAUAUUUAUCACCUUACUAUGCUAAAAAGUCUGCCGAAGUUGUGCAAGAUAGUUUCCCAUUAAGGUUUCAAGGAUUUCAUUUUAUUAACGAACCAUUAUACUUAUAUACUGUAUAUUCAAUCAUCAAACCAUUUUUGAAAGAAAAAAUACGAUGUCGGGUACAUUUUCACGGAAAUAAUUUCGAUUCUUUACACAAAUAUAUAGCUCCAAGUAAAUUGCCAACAUAUUAUGGUGGUAAUUUGGAAUUUGAUCCGAUAACUUGGGUACAACAACUUUUGAGCAAAGAACAGUAUCUUAAAGAACUAGAACAAUACGGAUACAACAGAUGAUUAAUGCAGUUAUUUAAAAAUAUAUAUCUACUUACUUAUUAUUAAUUAUUAUGUAUUAAUAGUAUUAUUAUAGUUAGGUAAUACAGUAAUACGAUCGCGAGUCUCAUGUCACCUUUAGUAAAGUAUAUUUUGUAUGAAUUUGUCAAUCAAUAAUAGACCAUACAUUAAAUUAAAAUUAAAUAAUCUUAACAAAAUAACGUAUAAUA